This is a messenger RNA of Vicia villosa (hairy vetch), 813 nucleotides long. RefSeq lists its product as uncharacterized. Lineage: Eukaryota; Viridiplantae; Streptophyta; Magnoliopsida; Fabales; Fabaceae. Bases 1 to 813 code for a protein of 270 amino acids. The record is from RefSeq and is a predicted model, not a curated record. The transcript has a single exon.
AUGGUGUGUGAUUGGUGGACAACUCAGGGAUGGUCUGUAAAGGCUAGCAUUCAAGUGGCUCUUCCUAAGCUGUUGAGCACCAUUUCCUCUAUUGUAAUCCCUAACUUCAAUGUAGAAGACAAACUGGUCUGGAAAAGCAAUACAAAUGGUGAAUUAAGCUUCAAAACAGCCUAUAACAUUAUUACUAAACCUUCUCCCUCUAAAUUCAGGUCCAAUUUCCCUUGGGAUAAGGACUCUCCCCCUUCUCAAUCUAUGGUGGUUUGGAGAUACAUUCAUCGCAAAUUACCUACUCAUGAUAGCUAUGUCAUCCGUGGAUUUUCUCUUCCUUCAAUGUGCUCUCUCUGCCAUUCUUCUCAGGAAACAAUGGAUCGUCUCUUCUUUGGCUGCAAGUUUGCUACCAAUUUAUGGAAGUGGCUCAAGCUGAAGUGUGGCAUUAAUUUUAACUUCCAAUGCUAUAAUGAUUGUCUGAAGCUGUUAGAUUUUCCCUGGUCUGCUCAAGCUCUUUCUGUCCUUAAAUCCAGCUUUGUUGGAAUAUUUUACCACACUUGGAGGUCUAGAAAUAAGGUUCGUCAAGAGAAUCUUCGCAUCCAUUGUCAAUCUUGUGUUGCGUCUGUGGCUGCCCAGGCUAAGAUGGCUGGAAACACCUCCUGUAGAAAAUCCAACUCGACUAUCUCGAGCUUCGCGAUGCUUAAAAAAUUUGAUGUUAAUUUGAAUCCUAGAAAUUCUUCUACUUUUGUAGAUGUUCUUUGGUCUCCUCCUCUUCAAGGUUGGAUAAAAUAUAAUGUGGAUGGUGUGGCUAAAGGAUCACCUUAG